AUGAUGAUUGUUAUUAUUGCUUCGCAUCGAGCAUGCCGCACAGUUACCAAUCUUCUAACAUGUAAUACAAGUUUUAUGAUUGCUAACUUUCUAUUAAACAAUCUCCUUGGAGCAUUGUACGGCUUUCGUACAGAUUGGGCAGAAAAUCAGCCGCUCUGCUUCUUAAAAGCUGUUUGGGGUACUAUGUCAUCUGCUGGAAUUUGCUAUUCCUAUGUUUUACAAGCUAUGAGUCGUCUCUUUUUUGCUGUAUUCUACAAACACAAAUUUCUUCUCACAUUUCGUAUGCAUUGGUAUAUGAUUGCUCUGAAUUGGAUUAUCAGUAUUCUACUAGCAAUUGAACCUAUUUUCAUUAAUGGUGCUUUGGGAUUCGAAGAAGAAUCGCGUAUUUGUGUAGCCAAAAGUAAAAUUUUCGCUUCAUCUAUAUAUAUCACUGUAGUUGUAAUUUUCAUUCCGCUUAAUAUUGCUAUCUUUAUUUAUGCUAAAAUAUUUUAUCGUUCAUAUCAAGCAACUCAACAAGUCGUCAAUAUGGCAUUCGAUACGACGGCUUCUCAUAUGCCAAAUGCAAAACGUGAAAAAAAACUUGCACGGAAUAUGGUAUUAAUAAUUGGGAAUUUUGCCUUCAGUGGAAUAAUCUAUGCCAUACUUGCUUUUUGGCAUAUCAUCGCACCAAAUAUUUUGCCACCGAAAGAAUUGUAUUUGAUGAGUAUGCAUACAAUAGUAUCUUUCAUUACUCUUAAGAUGAUUUUCUUCUUUGUAAUGAAUAAGCAAGUGAAGGACAUUGUUUUUAGUCGUCUUCGCCUUACACGUCAACGUAUUCAUCCUACAUCCAAUGGUCAACGGUCGGCACCAAACCUUAUUAGACGUUGA
Molecule: messenger RNA, 867 nt
Organism: Rotaria sp. Silwood2
Lineage: Eukaryota; Metazoa; Rotifera; Eurotatoria; Philodinida; Philodinidae
Source: the annotation of a GenBank genome assembly